Colius striatus (speckled mousebird) is the source of this 822-nucleotide messenger RNA. RefSeq names its product 1-acyl-sn-glycerol-3-phosphate acyltransferase alpha-like. Bases 1 to 822 code for a protein of 273 amino acids. The record is from RefSeq and is a predicted model, not a curated record. NCBI's taxonomy places the organism in Eukaryota, Metazoa, Chordata, Aves, Coliiformes, Coliidae. Gene Ontology annotation, biological process: phosphatidic acid biosynthetic process. The transcript is spliced from 7 exons. Gene Ontology annotation, molecular function: 1-acylglycerol-3-phosphate O-acyltransferase activity. Gene Ontology annotation, cellular component: endoplasmic reticulum; membrane.
AUGGCCGUGCUGCUCCUCCAAGGGCUGCUGCUCCUCCUUCCCUUGGCAGCCCUGCUGCUUUACUGCUACAAUGCCACCUUCCAUUACCUGUGCAAGGUGGCCUUCUUCAACUGCUGGGUGGUGGCCAUGGCCACGCUCCUGGCCCCUUUGGUGGCUUUUCGAGGUCGCUCUGUGGAGAACAUGAGGCUCCUGCGUGCUGCCAUCCUGCCCCUCAAACGCUUCUAUGGCAUCAAGAUGCAGGUGUGGGGCUCUGAGCAUCUCAACACCAAGGAGCCCUAUGUGAUAGUUUGCAACCACCAAGCUUCCCUUGACCUCUUGGGCAUGGUGGAGGUCAUUCCUGAGCGCUGUGUGCCCAUUGCCAAGAAGGAGCUGCUCUACAUGGGCACGGUGGGCUGGGCCUGCUGGCUCAGUGGCAUCAUCUUCAUCGACCGCCACAGACGAGACGACGCCAUCGACGUCAUCUCCCGCACAGCCACGGCCCUGAGGAGGGACAACCUCCGAGUGUGGAUUUUCCCUGAGGGCACGAGGAACCAGAGCAGGUCCAUGCUGCCCUUCAAGCGUGGGGCUUUCCACCUGGCUGUGAAGGCUCAGGUUCCCAUCUUCCCUGUUGUGAUCUCUCCAUACUGGGACUUCUUCAGCUCCAAGGAGAAGAAAUUCACCUCUGGGACAUGUACCAUCAGAGUCCUCCCCAGGGUGGAAACCCAGGGCCUGAGCCCUAAGGAUGUGCCAGGGCUGACAGAGGCUGUUUGGCAGGCCAUGGCUGAUGCCCUGGCUGGGCUGUUGCACAUGCACCCCAUGGGCCUGGACCAGCCCAGGGGGUGA